AUGGGAUGUUUUCUUGCCUGUUUUGGCUUCAAGAAGAAGCGAAAACGUCGAAAGCCGGGCAAUAAAAAUCUAUCGGGAGAAGAGGGCCGUGGAAGGUAUGUGCCUCUAGAUUCUGAUGUCACUGUUAAACUUGACACAAAACCAGAGCCCAUCACCUCAGAUUUUGAGCUCAAGGAAAACCCAAAAGAGGCACCAAAGUUGAAAAUCAAAAAGAAAGUGAGCUUCAAUUUGAACGUCAAGGCUUAUGAACCAAUACAAAAUUAUGAAACGUACCUUUCAGAGGGUGAAGAGGAGACGAACCUGCCUGUUUCGCGCUGUGAACAGGAUUCAUUAGAAUCGAGCAUCAGAUCGUACCCUCAAAAUUACAGAUACCAGAAGUGCAUAGAAGGCUAUGACGACGAAGAGGAUGAUAUAAAAUUAGAGGAAAGUGAUUUCUAUUACGACGAUAUUUAUGAUAGUUGUGAAGAAUUGGAUGAUCAUUAUAGCAAUAAUGAAAGUGAUGAUGAAUCGAAAAUCCAAGAAGAUUCUUCUUGGCAAUUGAAUUCUGCAGAGACAAAAUCAAAUUAUGGAGCAACAAAUGCUCAAAUGGCCAUAGAACGAAACAAUAGUCCUAUGCCAUUCCUUAAUGUGUCUAAUAAAGAAGUCCAGAGACUUGAAUCAAAUUGUCAUACUCGAGACAGGAGUGUGCUCAAUCCAGUCGAAAAUCUCACGCAGUGGAAAGCAAUUAAAGCUCAAGCAAGAUCACAGUUCAAGCGCCAAAAGGGAAAUAUCAUGGUUGAGAAAGAACAAGAAAUUCCCUCGACUACAGAUCCCGGUUAUUUUCCUAAACCCAAGACAAAUUUCGCUUCUAUAUCUCAACUCACAGUGCCAGUUGAUGCCAGUCUCUCAAACUGGUUGGUUUCUACACAGAAACUAUGA
Molecule: messenger RNA, 918 nt
Organism: Fraxinus pennsylvanica
Lineage: Eukaryota; Viridiplantae; Streptophyta; Magnoliopsida; Lamiales; Oleaceae
Source: the annotation of a GenBank genome assembly